GUCUUUUACAACAAAAAAUUAUUGUGUUGCGAUGCAGUCACUAUAAAUUCUAAGAUACUUCCUGUGCUUUGUCCACUUUUAGCAACAAAAUAUUAUCAAUUAAAAUUUGAUAAAACGCAGAUUUCGUGGAGGAAAAAUAUCAGUCAUACAUCUACAUAAUAAAUGUUAAGUCUAUUUGGCUUGAUUUUAGCAGCUUGAAGAGAAUUCUUAUUUUCAGUGGAAGAUGCUAAUGUGAUAUUAGUCAAUUUGUUUAUAAAAAAUAUAAACAUUAAGCAUAAUCAAAAUGACGGUCGACUUUAAUGACUACUUUUGGGGGGAGAAAAAUAAUGGAUUCGACGUUCUUUAUCAUAAUAUGAAAUUUGGCUUACAAGCUAGCAAAGAACUUUCGGAGUUCUUUAGAGAGAAAUCAAAUAUUGAAGAACAAAACUCAAAAUUAAUGUCAAAACUAGCUCACAAGGCUAGUACAGGAACACUAAACAGUACAUUCGCACCAAUAUGGACAAUAUUACGAACAUCGGCAGAAAAACUUUCUACCUUACACAUGCAAAUGGUGCAGAAACUAAGCGAACUUGUAAAAGAUGUAGCAAAGUAUGCCGAUGAACUGCAUAAGAAGCAAAAGGCUGUUAAAGAGGAAGAAGCUCAAACUUUGGAAUGUGUGAAAGCCAUACAAUUUUCGACUUCAGAGGUGCAAAAAGCAAAAGAUAUUUAUAGUGGCAAGGUACAGGAAUUGGAAAAACUACGAAAGGACAAUGCUUCGCAGAAAGAUAUUGACAAAAUGGAAACGAAAUUGCGAAAGUUGCAGGAGGAAUACAAAGUGUUAUUGGAUAAACAUAAUCCUAUUAAAAUCGAAUUCGAACGUCGAAUGACGCAGACAUGUAAACGUUUUCAAGAAAUUGAAGAGGUCCACUUGCGACAGAUGAAAGAGUUUCUAUCCACAUACUUGGAAUUACUACAAAACAAUCACGAUAUGGUCGGACAAGUGCAUUCGGACUUUAAACGGCAGUUUUUAGACAUGACCGUUGACAAAUUGCUGGAACAAUUUGUUUUAAAUAAAUACACAGGCUUGGAAAAACCUGAAAUGCCAGAACUUGAAUUCAUUCCAUUAUCAAUCAAUCAACAGACGCUAGCUUCUUCGAAUGCCCGUCUUAAUCAACCAUCGAUAACUUCGAAUUCUAAUUCUGUAACCAGUAUCAACCGUGGAGGAAAUACUGCAUCGGAUCAACGUGGGGCUGAGGGCUUGUCAAUAGGUAGCAUUGCUAGCGGUAGUAGUGGCUUAGCAAAUGUCGAUGAAGCAAUGAACGAAACAAGAAUUUCAAAGCCACUAUCUCGACCAACAUCGCCUGAUGGUAAUUCCACCAAUGCUGCAGGCGGAUUGAAAAGUAAUUUCCGAAAUUGGUUUUCUUCUAAUAACACGAACAAACAACAGCAACAAAAUGUUGGAAUGCCUACUUCUGUCACUAGUGGUAGUGGAAAUUUCGGUACGGAUAGUAAUUGCAUCACAAGUUCGCUAUCAGCCAAUAUAAUCACAAAUAAUACUACUUGUACCACCACCACUACUGGCACAAAUACCACAACCAUCAACAAAAAUCCUCUAAAAUCAGAGCUUCAAUCACAACAGGAAAAACAUACUCAAGUGGAACAACAAGAUGCUUUAACGUCAAAUCCUGCCGAUGCCAAAAAUGCAGAGAGUUUACUGACAAAAACACAGCAGUGUUCCCCAUCACAGCAAAAUAUAACAAAAAAGACUUCUUCAACAACCGCAAACACAUCCACAUCGUCAACAGUGUUUGGUACAACAAAUCAAAGACGAACAACGUCCCUAUUGAAUAUAUUCUCUUCGAAUUCCCAGGUGUCGGAACUUUUACGAAGUCGCCGAGACAAAACAAAGGCUAAGAAGUCGAAGAAAAAGAAAGAAAAUGACAUUGCUGACAAUAUUCAAGAGGAGCGAACUCUUAGUCUGGAACAAAGCAAUAAUUUUGCUGAAUAUGAUGAUACCAAAAUAAAAAAUGUAAACUCUAGUGGAAGUAGUACUGGUGGCUUAGCUAUUUCUUCUACUUCGGCAUGUGGAAGCUUGGAAUCUGCGGGAACCAGUAUUCCAGUUUCGGUGCCAAACACUGGUACAAAUAUAGGACUACAUAAUGUGGGCGAAAUUGGAGAUAUCAGCCAUAUAAAGAAUAACAACAACAUUACACCUUCAUUGGGCCAGGCAACCGAUGGUAACGACGUCGAUGAAGAUGGUUAUAGCAUCCAACCUCCAAAAGAAGUGGCGUGGGAGGAACAUACUGAAAAUGCGGGUAGUUUCUAUUCAGAUUCAGACUCCGAUUCGGAAAAUGAUAGGCCCGAAAAACGUAUACAUGUUAAGAUUAAACCCCUUAACAACGGCCAGGCACCCAUGUCGGCAAGUGUCGAUGAACUGAGAGCUACUGUGGAGAAUAUUUCGCUAUCUCCCACUGGCGUAUUUACUCAGCACAGUCAGCAGUUACAACAGCAAUCAAGGCUGCCAUCACGACAACAAUCUCCAGAGAUUUCCAAUGCCUCAACACCAACAGCUGCGGUACAUCCAUAUGCACCCCUACAAAGUCCAACAUUAUCAAUGACUACAAAUUCAAGGUAUGCGGAUUUGGGUGACAUCUUUUCGGAAUUGGGAGACGUAAGUAGUUCGGCACCAGCUUCAGCGAAUCUUGCCAAGAGCCAUGGUCGGCAAAUUCCUACUCCAACCUCGGCUGUUAAUAGCAGUAUUGCAAUACCUCGUCCACCAUCCCGGCGAUCGGAGAUAGCUGUUGGUGCAAGAGGCCGCAUUAGCCCAGCUCCCAUAAAUUCCAUGAAUCGAGCCGACAGCAUAGGGUCGAUAGAGUUUCGCACCGCUAUUGGAGGAAUUGGAUCUUCGAGAGGUCCUUCUCCAUUAACUAUAGGCAUUUCGGAUACAGUCCCAUUGGCUGUUGCUUUUCAUGAAAUAAUUCAUGCAUAUUUCAGAGGAAGUGAUGAAUCUCGGUGUCAAGUAAAAAUAUCUGGCGACAUGAUGUUGUCAUUUCCAGCAGGAAUUGCUGGUCUAUUGGCGAACAAUCCUAAUCCAGCCAAAUUAGGAUUUCGUAUAAAAAAUGUCCAAAAUUUAGAAAACUUCAUACCAAACAGUAAAUUAGUUCAAGUUGACAAGAUUCAGUCAAAUUCAUUUGGUACAAUGCUCGAGUUUAAUAUGCCAGCAUUGACGUCGUUGUUGAGACGCCAAGCUGAACACAACCCAACAGCUUCGUAUUUUAACGUAGAUAUACUUAAAUAUCAGGCACGAACCAAACCAGGUGCUGGUUCAUGUCCCUUUCAAAUUGUGUCUUACUGGAAAUGCGAGCCAUCAUUCACUGCCUUGAAAAUUGAUUAUAAAUAUAAUAAUCAUGCCAUGGCAGCUGCAUGUCCCUUACUGAAUGUUACACUUUCCGUUCCUGUUAACGGAACGGUGCGAAAUGUGCAAUCCAAACCACAUUCGGCUUGGUUAGGUGAGUCGAACAGGUUGGUAUGGAACUUUACAGAUAUAUCCCAAAAUUCGCAGGACGGGGGAGUUGGAACACUAAGGGCUCGUUUGGAAUUAAACGACGGACCAUCUACUCCUGCUUUACUAAGUACACAAUUCAACUGCGAGGGUACAACACUCUCAGGUAUUGAGUUCGAGCUUCAAGGCCAAGGAUAUAGAGUAUCUUUGGUAAAGAAAAGAUUUGUUUCCGGAAAAUAUGUUUGUGAAGGAGAUGGUAUUCGCAGUGCGGCAACGCCAACCCCUCCAUCUGUCGGUUCUUGUAGUCCAUUUUCCGCAAAAUCCAAUUAAUAUGAUCAGUUGUUCUCAAGUACAUUACUGAUGCCUCAUAUUAUUUAAAUGUUUUAUUACAAUAUAUGUAUAUGCCGGAUAUAUGGAAAUCUAACAGUUAUUUGAAUUAUAGAAAAUAUUAAUGUAAGCCUGCAAGAAAAUCUGUUGUCAGAUAUCAACAGCAAUUUUGUAUAUGGUCCACAUUUAUUACCUUUAAAAUUUCUAUAUGCUUUUGAAAAAAAAAAAAAACACUUCAAAAUGUUUGUAUUAUUGUUAAACCUAUUGCUAUAACUAAUUAUUAUUCUCAUUAUUUUGUAGAUUUUUAAGUGUUGAUUAUAGGAUACAAAUGUUUUUUUUUCAUUUGAAAAGCCACAAAUACAUACCAUAACCAUAUUUUCAGAGCAAUUGCUUAUGUUGGAAAAAUUCAAAUUAGAAUUUUUUGCACUACAAAAAAUUUAACAUUGAAGUUUUAAGUUUAUCGCAUAUUUAAGUCUAUGUUUAUUUUGUGUAUAAAUACGAUGUUCUUACCGGAACAAUAAAUUGAUAAUUAAUAAAUAUUUUAUGAUAUUAAAAA
Molecule: messenger RNA, 4364 nt
Organism: Musca domestica (house fly)
Lineage: Eukaryota; Metazoa; Arthropoda; Insecta; Diptera; Muscidae
Product: F-BAR domain only protein 2
Exons: 16
Coding region: 284-3811 (1175 amino acids)
Biological process (GO): clathrin coat assembly; clathrin-dependent endocytosis
Cellular component (GO): plasma membrane; clathrin-coated vesicle; cytoplasm
Source: RefSeq, a predicted model, not a curated record